AUGUCCCUCUCCUCCCCCGAAAUCCUCACCGCCUACGACGCCGUCCGCUCCGACCGCUCGCCGGAGAACUGGCUUCUCCUGUCCAACGCCUCGCCCACCACACAAACCCUCUCUCUCAAAGCCACCGGCUCCGGCGGCAUUCCCGAGCUCUUAUCCCACCUGUCGCCGACCGAAGUGCAAUACGCAUACGUGCGCAUCCAGUACGCCAACGACGCCGAGUCGGUGCGCGUCAAGUUUGCCCUCAUCAUCUGGAUCGGCGAGCAGACCAAGGUGAUGCGCAAGGCGCGUGUGUCCAUCGAAUCCGGGGAGGUCAAGCGCGUGCUGGCGCAUCACAGUAUCACGGUGGAUGCGAGCGAGGUGCGCGACAUUGACGAGGAGGAGAUUGUGCGGAGACUACGAAAGGCGGGGGGCGCUGAUUAUAAUGGUGGAAGGGGUUAGACUAGAGGAGGUCUGUCUGUCUGUCUGAAUCUGACAAGAAAGAGGAGGGAGGUGAAGAGAAAAGGAGGAGCUGGAGUUGGCUUUAGCGAAGAGCAGUUGGAUAGAUCUGGACAUUUUCGGGUUCACCGGGAGACAAAAAGACGGAGGAAGGGUGCUGGUUCCCUUCCUCUCUCGCAUCGAUCCACAUACUACAAACAUGUUGUACAGCAUACUUACUUGUUGUUUGGUUAUUUGGUCUGUACACACCUACGCUACGGAUACCCCAAACGCGUCCUUGUUGUUCGCAUUUUGGAAAUACGGAACGGAUGCAAUUCAUGGCCCCUUUUCUUGUCUUUUG
Molecule: messenger RNA, 775 nt
Organism: Neurospora tetrasperma FGSC 2508
Lineage: Eukaryota; Fungi; Ascomycota; Sordariomycetes; Sordariales; Sordariaceae
Exons: 1
Coding region: 1-438 (145 amino acids)
Biological process (GO): regulation of actin filament polymerization
Cellular component (GO): plasma membrane; site of polarized growth; actin filament
Molecular function (GO): actin filament binding
Source: RefSeq, a predicted model, not a curated record